AUGCAAGUCCUGUCUGUAGGAGGUAGUGUCACCCUCCCACAUGGCCGUGCUCAGUUGCUUCAUGACGAAAUGGCCUUGGAGCACUCCUGGUUUGCUCAGUGUGAAAGCAUUCAGAAAGCCCACAGGUCGCAAAAGAAGAAUAUGUCGUUGACCACGGCGCGUGCCGCGGAGUUCUGGGAACGGCUGCGACAGACGUCAGCAAUGACAUGCCUCCGACGGUUGUUCCACUCGGUGCGGAACGUGCGUCGCAUCCAGGGACUGAUGAUCCCCGGACCCGAGGAGGACAACGGGGAUCCCGAGACCAAUGCCCGAGCGGCGGCGGACGCGAUGUGUGCCGAGGCCUUCGAGUGGUUGCUCUAUACCUCGGGCGCGACCGCGGCGGGCGGCAUCCCCCUGCGGAAGUUGAAUUCUAUGAUCCAGAGCGUGAUCCAAAGCGAGAAAUCCAACAUCCCACGGCAUGAACUGGAGAUGCUCAAGGUGGAUACCUUGAUCUCCAGCAGCCAAUUCGCCGAGAUGAUUUGGGCCACCUGUGCCUAA
Molecule: messenger RNA, 537 nt
Organism: Durusdinium trenchii
Lineage: Eukaryota; Dinophyceae; Suessiales; Symbiodiniaceae
Source: the annotation of a GenBank genome assembly